Molecule: messenger RNA, 807 nt
Organism: Fonsecaea erecta
Lineage: Eukaryota; Fungi; Ascomycota; Eurotiomycetes; Chaetothyriales; Herpotrichiellaceae
Exons: 3
Coding region: 1-807 (268 amino acids)
Biological process (GO): conjugation with cellular fusion
Cellular component (GO): membrane; mating projection tip
Source: RefSeq, a predicted model, not a curated record
AUGGCUCUACGCUUUAAGACGGGGUGGAGAAGAUUCGUGCCCUUCAUAGGCUACCAUCAUGUUCUCAUGAUCUUUAUAGCCAUUGCAAUCAUCCUAUUAUCCCUCCUGCUCGCAGGCUGCUCAUCAACCUCUCCACUCAUCCCCGACAUCUACCUCAUCUCGUUAUACUACCAAAAAUACCCUCCCGUUUUCAGCAGCGUACAAGUCGACCCGUCGGUCACAACGGCAAUAGCGAACAUUGUGGGCAAUGCCGACCUGAACGUCCGCGUGGGAUAUUUCGGCAUCUGCAUCCGCGUCGACGGAGGAGCGUGGAUGUGUAAUCAAAAUUCCACCGCCCUGGCCGACUUGGUGUCCAUCGAUCAGGACCCGUUGAAUCUGAUAUGGGUCGCCAGCACGUUCAAGAACGCCAUCGUGUUUCCAUACCUCUUAAUCAUCGCCAUCGUGCUGGCCUUCCUCACGUUUUUGCUCCUGGCGACGUUCCCCGGCUGGCAUACGUCGACGGGACCCGAUGGCUCCGAGCACGAAGUCCGACCGUUCCCGUCGAGAGCGGUGUCACAGGUGGCGCUGGCCACAAUUUUCAUUUCGUCGGUGUUUGUGCUGGUCUCUGUGAUGUGGCAACACACCGCGGCCGUGGCGGCAAGCACCGUCGCGCAGGACUUGGGCAAUGGGAGUGUCAAGUCCGGGGUAGGAACCUCAGCCAUGGUGCUAGGUUGGUUCGGCUUUGGAUUACUCGUCGUGGUCACGCUUGGACUGCUUGUCAUGAUCCUGAGUAUCCAAUUGCUGGACCGUCUGACGGAUGAGGACUAA